AUGGAAAAAGCAUUUGAUACUCUUGAUUCUGUUGGUCCUGGUGUUCGGGCAUGGCGAUUCAAGGUUCGAAUUCUUCGUUUGUGGAAUCUGUAUUCUUUCGCAAAACCUAAUCAACUUAAUUCAAUUGAGAUGGUACUUAUUGAUGAAAAGGGUGACAAGAUUCAUGCAACUGUUCCUCCCCAUUUGUUGAAUUUGUUUCGUUUCAAACUCAAUGAAGGUGAUGUCUAUAGGUUGUUUUAUUUCAAAGUACAUAAGGUAUCUGGUCUUUACCGCACAACUCCACACCCCUAUAAACUUAUCUUCCAGUUGAAAACAAAGGUUCAAAGCUGUGAAAAUAAUGGUAUAGAUCGAUUUGGAUUGUCACUAAGUAAUAUUCGAGACAUAUGCAAUCGUACUUCUGGUCAUGAGUUUUUAGUUGAUGUUGUUGGGUUGAUCACUGGUAUUUCUCCUCCUAAGGAAUAUGUUUUUUGUGGAAAGAUUACUCCCAUGAUUGUGUUUGAGAUGGCUGAUUAUAGUGGAAAGUGUGAAUGCAUUAUGUCCGGUGAUGAUGUUGGUGAUCUUGAGAAGAUGCUUGGCUGUGGUGAUAAUGGAUUACCUCUUAUGAUAGUUCAGUUUGCGAAAAUUAGAAAUUUUAGAGGAAAUGUUGCUAUUCAAGGUGUGUUGAGCACAAGGUUUUAUGUUAAUCCUUCAAUACCAGAAGCUAUUUCUUUCAAGAAUGGUCUUCCUAUUGAAGGUGUUGAAACAUUGUCUUCCAUUCCUGCUUUUGGGUUUCAACCUAAGCCAGCUUUUGAGGAUGAUUUUUUGGUUAAUUAUCCCAAAAUUUCCAUAGUUAAUUUACUUGAAAGUGUUGAAAACGGUAUUUAUGUUGUUGGUGCUACUGUUGAUGGAUUGGUCGAGGGUGAGGAUUGGUGGUAUCCCGGAUGUAGUUGUGCUAGAAUAGUUUCUGCUGACUCUGGUGCAUUUUAUUGCAAGCCAUGCACAAAACGUCCUUUUGAAAUGGUUCCAAGGUUUAGGGUAAAGCUCAAGGUUUGUGAUGGAUCUGGGCAAGCUAUUUUCAUUGUUUUUGAUGAUGAUAUGUGUUGGUGUUUUGAUUGA
Molecule: messenger RNA, 1095 nt
Organism: Trifolium pratense (red clover)
Lineage: Eukaryota; Viridiplantae; Streptophyta; Magnoliopsida; Fabales; Fabaceae
Product: replication protein A 70 kDa DNA-binding subunit B-like
Exons: 7
Coding region: 1-1095 (364 amino acids)
Biological process (GO): DNA replication; DNA recombination; DNA repair
Cellular component (GO): nucleus
Molecular function (GO): DNA binding
Source: RefSeq, a predicted model, not a curated record